Molecule: messenger RNA, 4449 nt
Organism: Paramisgurnus dabryanus
Lineage: Eukaryota; Metazoa; Chordata; Actinopteri; Cypriniformes; Cobitidae
Gene: myorg
Product: myogenesis regulating glycosidase
Biological process (GO): carbohydrate metabolic process; skeletal muscle fiber development
Molecular function (GO): hydrolase activity, hydrolyzing O-glycosyl compounds
Source: RefSeq, a predicted model, not a curated record
AUAAGCUCCUCCCAUUACAAGACAGAGUUCAGCCGCGUCUUCAGUUGUUUGGAGUAUGUCAACAGUCCUCGAGAUCAAGACUACUCGAACUGGUUCAUAAAAGACAAUGCACAAGAUGCUACACUGAGAGAAGAAAAAUGGAUACAAAACUCAUUAUCCCUCAGACUAGCAACAAAAUCCAAAUCAGCUAACAUUAUAUCACUGCAGCCUUAAAAAACAGCCAUCAAACAACUUUGUAACUGUAAACCUGAGAAGUUAAAAGAAAAUGUACCAAGUAGUCCCAGGAGGAGCUGGGGGAACGAUUACUGAGGGAGUGCCCAUUAAAAAGAGAGACAAGGACACUCGCCCUCUAGUGGGAGCUGGAGUUAUUGGGGUGGUUCUGGUGAUUGCGGCUGUGAGUGCUUGGUGUUAUUAUAUUGCCUCCCUUCGUAAAGCCGACCUGUUGAAGACAGAAUUACUUGAUCUGAAUAAGGAUGGAUUUGUCAUCCGCAACCAUGCUGGUGGGAUUGUCCUAAAGAUGGGAUUCAGAUCUGGCACACUUGAUCUUGACUCUUGCUCUAAGGAGGGAGUGAUCCUGCAGUGCUCUCAAUCAUAUGCAGGAAAGGUGAAAUUUUUCAUUAUGACUGUGAAGCCAAAAGAAACUGUGAUGUGUUACCGUGUGCGCUGGGAGGAGCUGGAGUCUGAUCGGCCUGUGGAACAUGCCAUGUCCUACAAUGGAUCGUACUGGUAUGGUGGUGCUGAGACUGCAGUUCAACACUGGCCCAUUGCCAUCUCGGGACAGCAGGCACCCAAACCUUUUGUCACCAGUGAUGUGUACUCCAAUCGGAACAACUUCGGCGGCAUCCUGGAGCGCUACUGGAUCUCGUCGAAUGCCACGGCCAUUAAGAUCAACGACUCUGUGCCCUUCCACCUGGGUUGGAACGAUACAGAGAAAACCAUGUAUUUCCAGGCCCGAUAUCAGGACAGUCCAUACAAACCUGCACCUGGCAAACCUCCAUAUGCUGAGCUUAGCUACCGAGUCUGCGUAGGCUCGGAUGUGACUUCCAUACACAAGGUCAUGGUUCGCCGAUACUUCCCUAAACCCAACAAAGUGCCCAGUAAAGAAAUGUUCCGGCACCCAAUAUGGUCCACGUGGGCUUUACACAAGACUGACAUCAACCAAGAAAAGCUUUUGAGUUACGCAGAGAACAUACGCAAGUAUGGUUUUAACUGUAGCCACCUAGAGCUUGAUGAUCGGUACACUAAACAGUACGGAGAAUUUGAGUUUGACCCGCAGAAGUUUCCAAAUGCUUCCGCAAUGUUUCAAAAACUCAAAGCAGAUGGCAUUUUAGUAUCGCUGUGGACACACCCUUUUGUGAAUUAUGAUUCAGCUAACUUUGGAGAAUGCGUACAAAAAGGCCUGUUUGUAAUGGAGCCCACAGGUCAACUUCCUGCUCUUGUUAAGUGGUGGAAUGGCAUCGGAGGGAUCCUUGACUUUACCUAUAUUGAAGCUCGAAAAUGGUUCACGGCGCAACUUCACUCGUUGCGCUCCAAAUAUGGUGUGUGCUCCUUCAAACUGGAUGCAGGGGAAACCAGCUACUUGCCCUGGCAGUUUCAAACCCGAGCCCACCUCCCUGACCCGAGCACCUUCACGCGACGCUACACAGAAAUGGCCAUCCCUUUCAAUGAGCGUGCCGAGCUUCGAUCCGGCUACGGCUCCCAGAACAUCUCGUGUUUUUUCCGUCCUAUUGACCGGGACUCCGUUUGGGGCUACGAGCUUGGCCUGAAGUCCCUGAUCCCAACCGUUCUCACCAUCAGCAUCUUAGGCUACCAGUUCAUCCUGCCGGACAUGAUCGGAGGCAACGCCUAUCUCAACCGCACCGACGGGAACGGCAGACUGCCGGACCGUGAGCUCUACAUCCGUUGGCUGGAGCUGUCUGCUUUCAUGCCCUCCAUGCAAUUUUCCAUUCCUCCUUGGGAAUACGAUGAUGAGGUGGUGGCUAUCGCUAAGCGGUUCACCGAGCUACACGAGACACUGGUGGCGCCGAGGGUUAUCGAACUGGCUGGAGAAGUUCUGGACACCGGAGACCCAAUCAUUCGCCCAUUAUGGUGGAUUGCCACCAGUGAUGAAACGGCUUACAGGGUUGACUCGCAGUUUCUGAUAGGAGAUGAUUUGAUGGUUGCACCGGUUCUAGAACCUGGCAAGCAGGAACGAGAUAUCUACCUACCGGCUGGACGCUGGAAAAGUUACAAAGGAGAGCGAUACGAUAACAAAGAGCCGAUACAUCUGACUGACUAUCCUGUAGAUCUUGAAGAUAUUGCGUAUUUUGAAUGGGUUCAGUAAGACUUGUUUAGUGCAUGAAGCUCGGAUGACUUUUUUGUUUCAGGGAAUUAGGAAAGGUUUUUCAUGACCUAUCCAGGGUUUCGAGUCUUAAGAUGUGAACACAGGACAGCAUGCCCUUUUUUUGUAAGAAUUAAAGGGAUAGUUCACCAAAAAUAAGUUCAAGUUAAACUUGUAUGAGUGUUGAACACAAAUGAAGAUAUUUUGAUAAACGAUGGUAAGCGUGCACAGUUAAUGGUACCCAUUGACUUCCAUAGUAUUUGUUUAUCCUACUAUUAAAGUCAAUGGAUAACGUAAGCUGUACAUUUAUCAAAAUAUCUUCAACAGAAGAAAGAAACUCAUAAAGGUUGAGUAAGUGAUGAAUACAUUUUCAGUUUUGGGUGAACGAUCCCUUUAAGCUCCCUGUUGUCCCUGGGCUGUGCUUUUGUGUAAUUAUAACAUGCAAUACAUAGCUGAAUUAAUUCUGUGCCUUGUAUUUAAACACUGAAUUUCUACGAGAUGCCAUGUUUUAUCAUUUUAGCCUAAAUGUUAACACAAAUAAGCAUCAGCACAUGGUUAAGUCAACCAACUAUACUAAUAGGUAACGCACGUAUUGAAGGGCUGUGAAAGGUAAUUUUGCACAAUGGACAUUUUAAUGCUCCUUGCAUUCUCUCAUCUGCAUUUUACAAAAGGGAAAUUUUAUCAGUACUGUAUAUAAGCCUUCGUUUCUUACAAGGUGCUCAUCAUCAAUUGCUUUUAAUGGUCUCCUUUGAGCUAAUCUACUCGAUUUUUUUCUGGAAUGUACGAAUUUCCAAAUGUAUUGAUGUUCUGCAAGCAAUAGCAAUAUACAGUUCAGUAAAUUAAGUGCAUGCUGCACAUUUGUGCAUAAGCCACCUUGCUUGUGUCUUACAAUACUGAUAUAAUCACAUUUUAAGUGACUCAACUGCUGUACUUUUAUUCAGUGCCAAAAACAUCACCUACAAGCCUUUUACUGCCACAUUUAUUGACCAUUUCAUUCUCCUUUCCCAUGAAAGGCGUUUAUUUAUGUGGUAUGUUUUGUAUGUAACAUGAGCCAAUCUUCUCAUCUUAGCUGCCUCAUAUUUGCAUGUUUUCAAUGAUGGCACAACAGUAACAUCGCGGUCAGAUGAUAAUUUUUAUCAGAUUAUUAUUUUGCUGUGCAAGGGGUCACCUUUUGUUUUUGUCUGGUUGAUUAACGCCCUUCCGGCUCGCCAGCAAUCGACUGGCACUGCAAGCUUUCUCUAAUCUCCGACCUUCAAGCUUAUUUUUAGCUCUUCCCACACAACUGCGAAUGUGCAUUCAUCCACUCUGCCGUAACAGUGACUGAAUCUGUCAGACAAUGUGUCUGAUCUAAAAACAGCUUCCGAGUACAAAGACGUGGCAGCUUGCUUAUCCAACACAUGGGUACCUCAAACAACAAUUUAGUGUAUUGAAAAAUACUUGAGAAGUGUGUUCUUACUUGUCUAUGGUGUUUUUCUUCCUUGCGAAGGGUGAAAAGGGUCUUGAAAGCAUGGCCAUUCGUUGCUACAGUAAGACGAUAGGCUACUCAUUUGUUUUUUGCUUAAAUAGUUAAUAUUUUUGCUUGAAUAAUUGUGAUUGCUUGUAACAACAUGUGACUACAUUGAAAACCUAUGAACAAAAAUGCAAACUGACUUGGUUUCGUUCGACAUGUUUUCAUUACUUUAACUUGUCGGUGUAUUUCAGAAUUUUGUAAAUAUGCAAAAUAUCCAGCAUUAAAACACUUCGGAUUUACUUUCAUUUGGUUUGAAAAUAUUGCAUACAACCAUGAUAGACUUUGUUCAUAGUUUACUGUGCUUCUGAUGCCUGUGAGUUCUAGCAAAUGUGUGAUAAAUGACUGGACAGUGUUGGAUUUGUUUUUGUAAGCAUAUGCUAAAUGCAAUAUAAUAAUCCGAGAGAGUUUAUGCAAAGUAAUUUAUUGACCAGCUGUUCUGAAAGUCUGCUGUUCUCCAGAGCACCAGAUGGGGGCAGUGCUCACUUGCUUUUCCAAUCCUCCACCCAAGCGUUAGCAUGGCACAGAAUAAUCCUGUAUGUUUUUUUGCCUCUCACUAAGUAUAAUUACUCUGAUACUGAAGUAAAAUGGUACCAUUAAACUUUUUGACCUUGCUCAAGAA